GUAACGAUUAAUCGUCGUUUAAUGUAAAUGUUGCUUGAACAACUUUGGGAAGCUACAUAUACUUUUACAUAAUUAUUAUUUGAGGCCAAGCUCAAUAAUUAUUCACAAAUGUUUCAACAUCACACAAACCAACAUUCUUGAUUCCAGAAAAUAGAGUAUAUAGCCGUACAGAUACACCUCGGUGUAUCCGGCCAAGAUGCGUAUACCUACCGAAAAGCUGUCAAUUGCGUUGCUGUUAGCUCUACCAGCUGCCGUGCGCGCCGUCUUCAAAGACGAAGCUGGCCACAUCGACUACCACCACGAGCUCCUAGGCCUCCCCCAACGCGAGACCACCUUCUACCAUCGACCUAGACCCCAAGAUAAAGCAACCCUUCUAUACACCCUUAGCGAUUUAGGCGUCCUCGGUGCCGUUAACCCCGGCAAUGGAGCUCUCGUAUGGCGCCAAUUGCUUAACAACAACAUCACCAACGGCGGAGGCCAUCUCCGCGCCGGCGAGGAUGAGUCUUGGGUCACGAGCGCCUUGGGAAGCUCUGUGCAUGCCUGGGAUGCCAUCACGGGGCGCAAUGCGUGGACCCUAGAUUUUGAUGGGGUGGUCAAGGAUCUUGAGAUCAUGGAGAUGACGACGAGCGACCACAAGGACGUCCUAGCUCUACACGAAGAAGACGGCACAACGAUUGCCCGCAGAAUAGAUGGUGUUGAGGGACGCGUUGUCUGGGAGUUCAGGGAGGUGAACAAUGCUGUCCCGCUGCAGGUUAGCACCAGCGUUGAGAAGGUGUUUGUCGUUACCCUACAUGGUUCGCUACUGUCGUACAACCUGAAGGUCAUUGUCCUCGAUAUCGCGACCGGCAAGAAGCUUGAUGAGAUUAUCGUUGGCACAAAGGGCGAGGUGCAAAAGCCCGAGGACGUGCAGUUUGUCGGAGCGAAUUCCGUGGCUCCCGUUCUGGCGUGGACGGAUAACGCUCUGACGACGCUCAAAGUCAAUGUUCUCGGUUCCAAGGCUAGACACGAAUUCCCUCUUGUGGCCAAUGCUGUCAGCGUCGAGGUUCACGCACCCCAUACCGUCAAUUCCUCGCCUCACUUCCUCGUCCACACUCGGACCAAGACCGGAAGCAAAGCAGAUGUGUUCCAUAUCGAUCUCAAGAGUAAUGCUAUCAGCAAGGCAUAUGAGCUACCACUACUUGAAGGUGCAAGUGCCUUUUCCACAAGUUCUUCGGCUUCUAAUGUCUAUUUCACUCGCAUUGCUUCCGAUGAGAUUAUUAUCACUUCUUCUACUUCUCAUGGUAUUCUUGCACGAUGGCCUUUGCAAACGAGGGUUGAUUCGAAAAUCCCGGUUGUGGUACAUGGUGUCUCCGAGGUCAUCAAGAAGGCGUCGGAAGACGACUACGCGGUACGGUCCACAAUUGUCACAACUUCUCACGACUGGACUCAGCUUGCUUAUGGCCUUGUCUCCUGGACCCGACCCGAAGGUUUGAGUGGUGCUGUUGCUGCUACCUGGGCCGAGAUUCCAGAGUCCGAAGAUCUAGCGAAGACAUUGGAGGCGGAAGCUCAUACUGAUCCAUGGUCUGCUUUUGUCCACCGUAUCACCCGUCAUAUCGAUGAACUUCAAUAUCUACCCGCGUAUUUGCAAGCCGUCCCUGGCCGUCUCAUCGACAGUAUCCUUGGCUCGGAGACAUCUGCACAUGAUGGUGAAUUAUCACGAGAUAGCUUUGGAUUUAACAAGAUUGUUGUUUUGGCAACGAAGCGUGGCCAGCUAUACGGACUUGAUGCUGGCAACCAUGGAAGAAUCAUAUGGUCCAAACCAGUAAACGAGACACCCGGAGGGAAACCCUGGGACGUAAAGGCUAUCUACGCGGAUGAUGCCAAGGGGCUUGUCACGGUUCGAGGAGCAAAUGGCGAAUCCAUCACCAUCAAACCCGAUACCGGUAAAACUGUUGAGUCACUGCCGACUGGCUUAGACUCGUCCGUGGAAACCGCAGUCUUGGUAGAGAGCGACGCUGGCCCUUGGCUAUUGCCUAUUGGCGAAGGUGGGAAGAUUCCCGAGAUCCAAAGCUCGUGGGCCCCCAAGCAGACUGUUGUCACACGAACAAGCGACGGUGGAAUUAGGGGGGUUAAUUUUGUGGCUAAGGGUGAUCAAGCGGCCGAGGAAACUACCUGGAUCUUCAACCCUCCUACAGGACAGAAGAUCAUCGAGGUAGCAAGCAGAUCUACACAUGACCCGAUAGCAUCGAUUGGUCGGGUACUAGGAGACCGGACUGUCAAGUAUAAGUAUCUUAAUGCCAACACCUUGGUAGUUGCGACAAUUGACGAGCAAGUCAACUUCCUUUCGGUCUACCUCUUGGACACAGUCUCCGGACAAGUCUUGGCCUCGUCAACCUACGAAGGAGUUGAUCCCACCAAAGGAAUUACCUGCGCCAUGGCUGAGAACUGGUAUGUGUGCUCGUUCUUUGGGCAAUACAAACUACGGGAUCCCCAAUCGCAAAGCCUAAAGGGGUACCAAGUCGUGGUGACCGAUCUCUAUGAAUCUGAGAUCGCUAACGACCGCGGUCCGCUCGGCGACUCGGCUAACUACUCGUCGCUCGACCCGAUCAACUUUCCCACUUCUCCUUACCUUCCCGCCACAGAGUCCAAGACGUAUAUCCUCUCCAGUCCCAUCACUUCUCUAGCCGUGACCAAGACACGCCAGGGCAUCACUUCCAGACAACUACUCGCAUACAUGCCAGACUUACAUUCCAUCGUCGGAAUCCCGCGCUUCAUCCUCGAGCCCCGUCGACCCGUUGGACGCGAUCCCACACCCGCCGAGGUCGAAGAGGGACUCACCAAGUACGUCCCUGCGAUCGAGAUCGAUCCCCGCAUGCUGAUCACGCAUCUCCGGGAUGUCCUCGGCGUCAAGGAGAUUCUGACUACCCCCGCCGUGCUCGAGAGCACGUCUCUGGUGCUCGCGUACGGCGUCGACGUCUUCGGGACAAGGGUCGCGCCUAGCCAGGCCUUUGAUGUCCUAGGCAAGGGUUUCAAUAAGCUGGCUUUGGUCGGGACGGUGGGCGCGCUGGUUGUGGGUGUUGCUGUGUUGAGACCUAUGAUCCGGAAGAAGCAGAUUGAUGCUCGCUGGAGGUCGUGAAUGGGUUGAUUAGGUGGGCGGAUGGACGGAUGGUGGGAAAUCGGAUAGGCUAGGGAAGGGAAACGAGAAAUGAAGCUGACAGAACAUCUACCUACCUAAAUACCUAUGGCUGGGGGGAAUAGGGCGGUGCCGUGAUGUCCCGUGGUGUCCUAUGGUAUCAUGGAUAUGAUGGAUGUGAUGUAUUUGUACAAACACGUUGUCUCGAGAGAUGUAUAGAUCUUCGUGGUUUACCAUUGCGAGGCUUGUUGAAGAUGCACCAGGUAAUCGAACUCAACUCAGGUUAGGUUAGGUUAGGUAGACGCUUUGGUCGAGGCUACAUAUGUAACCUUAGGUAGGUAGGUACCUUGGUAACUAAUGCUUUAUGCUGUACUUCUUAUGCCCUUUA
This is a messenger RNA of Hypoxylon fragiforme, 3500 nucleotides long. Its product is annotated as DUF1620-domain-containing protein. Gene Ontology annotation, cellular component: EMC complex. Bases 197 to 3115 code for a protein of 972 amino acids. NCBI's taxonomy places the organism in Eukaryota, Fungi, Ascomycota, Sordariomycetes, Xylariales, Hypoxylaceae. The record is from RefSeq and is a predicted model, not a curated record. The transcript is spliced from 2 exons. Gene Ontology annotation, biological process: protein folding in endoplasmic reticulum. Gene Ontology annotation, molecular function: protein binding.